UGGGAGCCCCACUUUGACGAGUGUGUACACGCCAGCCUCCAACCAAAGAGAAUAAACCAAAGAGUACAGAAGAGAAGAAAGUCAAGCAAACACAAACCAAAAGCAAAAGAAAGACACCCGCUUUGCCAUUUCUCAUUUCCCUUUUGACUCUUCUCCUUCUUAUCCCUUCUUUGUUUGUUUCUUUCUCCUUUCGAGUUUUCUCUGAUUCAAAUAAAGAUUUUUCAGACAAAAAAAGACAGCUUUUUGCGGAGAGAGAGAGGAAAAAAAAGAUAGCUUUCGAGCAAAGGGAGAGACAGUUAGCAUCAUGAACCAGAAGGCUAACGUUUCUAAACAACUUAAUGCCAAACACGGAAAGAUAUUGGAUGGCCUUCUUAAGUUGCCUGAAAAUAAAGAGUGUGCAGACUGCAAAAGCAAGGGACCACGAUGGGCUAGUGUUAAUCUAGGAAUAUUCAUUUGCAUGCAGUGUUCAGGGAUUCACAGAAGUCUUGGAGUACACAUAUCAAAGGUGAGGUCUGCCACUUUAGAUACAUGGCUUCCAGAACAGGUUUCUUUUACUCAAUCCAUGGGGAAUGAAAAAUCAAAUAAUUACUGGGAAGCAGAGUUGCCUCCCAAUUAUGACAGAGUUGGAAUUGAGAAUUUCAUUCGUGCAAAAUAUGUAGAAAAAAGAUGGAUUCGCAGGGGUCGAAAGGCAAAGUCACCUUCGAGUGUGAGUGAAGAGAAGGCAUCACUUCAGAGAAUAGAAGCCAGAAGUGGUGGCUAUAAGUAUGUGAAUAAUGUAAAUCAUGUUCCUGAGGAGAAGAAAAUUACUCACCCACCUGUUAAAAUAAACAGAACUCCCACUCCUAAAAGUUGCUCGCAAGUGCUUGUAAAUGUUCCUCAGAAGGUUACACCUGAUACAAGACCACAAGAACCUCUACUGAAUUCCAAAUCAUCAGCCUCAAUGGCUGAAUCUGUAAAGCAGGAGGUUACGACUACUCCUUCAGUCUCAAAGGCUGAAUCAAUAAAGCGGGAUGUUAAUACUACUGCAUCAGUAGCAUCACCCAAAGUCGAUUAUGCUACUGAACUUUUCAAUUUGCUCUCCAUGGGGGAUUCUAGAGAAAAUGACUCCAACACUUCUGCUCAUAAUAAUUCUUGGGCUGGUUUUCCAUCUACUGAAAAAAAAUCCUCCAGGGAAGCAAGUGAUUCAUUAAACUUUAGUCAAAGCAUGGUGCAACUUGAAAGCGGAACCGAGGAUUUAUUUAGAGAUUCAGCAACAGUGAAACAAAAGCUUUCAGAGAAACCACCUGGAGAUAUCAAACAUGAUGUUGUGAACCUCUUUGAGAAGUCAAGUAUGGUGUCUCCAUUUUCUGUCCAUCAACAACAACUUGCUAUGCUUUCCCAACAACAGUCUAUCAUGGGUACUGCUGCAAAGCCUAUUGGUGGAUACCAAGCCUUCCCUGCCAAAGCCCAUCAAUUCAACUCCAAUGGCUUGCACUUUCCUGCUCCAAAUUUCGGAAGCAUUGGCCACCAAGUUCCUGGAAUGGUGAUGCCAGUCGUUGGUCUACAGAAACAUAUGCAGAUGGGAAGCAACCAACAGAUGCAUCCAGCGGGAAAUUCAGUUAAUUUUCCUACUUCCAGAAAAAAGAAACUAAAGUCCAAUCACCAGAUUCAUAGUUUAUCAAGGUUGGAUCACAGCACACUGAAUAUACUGUUUCAUACCUUCAUCGACCCUGGCAUGAAGAGUUUUAUUUGAAGCCAAUUAUCUGAUUAGCACAAUACAAGCGACACAGACAUAAAAACUCGAGAGAGGUGUGGAAGCAUGCAGAUACACGAUGACUGAGUUUCACAAGCACUUUGUUCAAAUGCAUUUUUUGUUUGAUCAACAAGUAAUCACUUUCAUCUAACUUGUCACUAAUUUGGUUGCACCUGCAGUUUUUACAAUCCGCGGCCAGUAGUUCCACAAGCCAUCAGCAUGAAAAGUAUUGGAGGUAGGCCUAUCUCAGCAUCGCCAGCUCCUUCAAUUACUCCAACACAAUGGGGAAA
Molecule: messenger RNA, 2022 nt
Organism: Durio zibethinus
Lineage: Eukaryota; Viridiplantae; Streptophyta; Magnoliopsida; Malvales; Malvaceae
Source: RefSeq, a predicted model, not a curated record